Thamnophis sirtalis is the source of this 2803-nucleotide messenger RNA. It is a transcript of the gene ACOX1, whose product is annotated as acyl-CoA oxidase 1. Gene Ontology annotation, biological process: lipid homeostasis; fatty acid beta-oxidation using acyl-CoA oxidase; very long-chain fatty acid metabolic process. NCBI's taxonomy places the organism in Eukaryota, Metazoa, Chordata, Lepidosauria, Squamata, Natricidae. Gene Ontology annotation, cellular component: peroxisome. Gene Ontology annotation, molecular function: FAD binding; fatty acid binding. The record is from RefSeq and is a predicted model, not a curated record.
UUUUCCGAAGAGGAGUCGCUCGGCGGUUGUUUCACGGGCUGGUGGCGGAGGAUUUCCCCGGCCGCGAAGAUGAACGCGGAUCUGCGGAAAGAGCGAGAGGCGGCUUCCUUCAAGGUGGAGCUGCUGACUAACCUCUUGGACGGGGGCGCCGACCGGACCUUGCGCCGCAAGAAAAUUGAAGCUAUUAUUGCAAAUGAUCCCAGCUUCCACCACGAAGAUGUAAAUUUUCUCUCCCGCAGUGAACGCUAUGAAGUAGCUAUCAAAAAGAGUGCUCUUAUGGUGCUGAAAUUAAGAGAAUAUGGGAUUGCAGACCCUGAAGAGAUCUACUGGUUUAAAAGAAUAUGCAUGGGCAAACACGUUGCACUCACUGAUGUGCACUUCGGCAUGUUUCUGCCCACCUUACAGAGCCAAUGCACAGAUGCUCAGAAAAAGAAGUGGCUGCCCCUGGCCUCCCGCUUCCAGAUAAUCGGCACUUAUGCUCAGACGGAAUUGGGGCACGGAACCCAUCUCCGAGGCCUGGAAACUACUGCCACCUAUGAUCCUGCUACCCAGGAAUUCAUCCUUAAUAGCCCAACUGUGACUUCUAUUAAGUGGUGGCCAGGUGGAUUGGGCAAGACAUCAAACUAUGCCAUUGUUUUGGCUCAGCUUUAUACCCAAAACAAAUGUCAUGGGUUACAUGCUUUUAUUGUGCCUCUACGUCAGUUGGGAACCCAUGAACCACUACCAGGCAUCACCAUUGGUGACAUUGGCCCAAAAUUUGGUUAUGAUGACAUGGAUAAUGGCUACUUAAAAAUGGACAACUUCCGUAUCCCUCGGGAAAAUAUGCUAAUGAAGCAUGCCAAGGUUGAACCAGAUGGCACAUAUGUGAAGCCUCUCAAUGCUAAGCUGACUUAUGGGACCAUGGUAUUCAUCCGUUCAAUUAUCGUUGGAGAUGCUGCUCGCAGUUUAGCCAGAGCUUGUACAAUUGCCAUCCGCUAUAGUGCUGUGAGACAUCAGUCUGAGUUAAAGCCUGGGGAACCAGAACCUCAGAUUUUGGAUUAUCAGACUCAGCAGUACAAACUCUUUCCUCUCCUAGCAACAGCAUAUGCUUUCCACUUUGUUGGUUCGUAUAUGACAGAUACAUAUCAUCGCAUCACUGGGAAUAUCCAGGAUGGAGACUUGAGUGAACUGCCAGAGUUGCACGCACUGUCUGCAGGUCUUAAGGCUUUCAGUUCCUGGAGUGCCAAUGCUGGCAUUGAGGAAUGUCGGAUGGCAUGUGGGGGACAUGGCUACUCCCGCUGCAGUGGUUUGCCUGAUAUUUACGUCAACUUCACUCCUGCUUGCACUUAUGAAGGAGAGAACACUGUGAUGAUGUUGCAAACUGCCCGAUUCCUUGUCAAAAGUUAUGCCCAAGUUAGUUCUGGACAAUUAGUUAGUGGCAUCAUGUCUUACCUGAAUGACCUAUCAGGACAGCAUAUUCAGCCUCAGCAUGUGGCUGCUCGACCCGCAACUCUGCAAAUCAACAAUCCUUCCAGUUUGGUGGAGGCAUAUAAAUUGAGAGCUUCAAGGAUGGUUGACUUUGCAGCAAAAAAUUUACAGGCUGAACUGAACCGUCGGAAAAGCAAAGAAGAUGCUUGGAACCGGACUUCCAUUGAUCUAGUACGAGCAUCUGAGGCACACUGUCACUAUGUGGUGGUCAAACUGUUUACAGCGAAGCUUUCAGAAAUUGGUGACCCAGCUGUCCAUGCUGUCCUUAACAAUUUAUGUUUACUGUAUGCUCUAUGUGGGAUUAUAAAGAACUCUGGAGAGUUUCUACAGGGAGGCAUUUUGACAGAGGCCCAGCUAAUUCAAGUGAACAUGCAUAUAAAAGAACUCUUGGCCCUUAUCCGUCCUAAUGCAGUAGCUCUGGUGGAUUCCUUUGAUUUCUCUGAUUCUGUGCUUGGAUCUGUGCUUGGCCGGUAUGAUGGUAACAUAUAUGAAAAUAUGUUUGAGUGGUCAAAGAAGUCACCACUAAAUAAAACACAGGUCCAUGAAUCUUUCCACAAACACCUGAAGCCAUUGCAGGCUAAACUGUGAUAAUUUUGUUUGGUUUUGAACGUACUUUAGUUUCUUGAAAUAAUAUAAUUUGCCCUACAAACAAGCACUUGGCAAAUCCAAAUAGCCAUAGGAUAGUAAUAGUCUUCUUUUUAAAAAAAAUAAUACUGAAUGAAUUAGAGCAAGGAUAGUAAUUGUAGUUUUCUUUUAAAAAAAAAAUAAUAUUGAAUGAAUUAGAGCAAGGAAACUCAGUGAUAAAAAUGCAAUUUUAAUUAUGUUCAGAAACUAUCCUUUUUAAUGAGUCAGAAAAGCUUUAUAGAUUGGUGUAAAAGGGUCAGUCUGUGAGCCUUUUAAGCAUCUGCAGAAGCUGUGUUAUCUAUAGCAGAUUUUUCACUACUAAGUAGUUCUAGAAAGCAGUUAUUGAAUAGAAUCAACUUCUCCGGAAACCCCUUUAAAAAUUGUCUUGCACAUUUUUUAAGCAUUAAUGCCACCUAAAGAGGCAGUUGUUGUCAAAGCCCUCCUGCACUUAAUGUACUGCUGUAAGAUUUUCACACCCUUGUCAGGAAGUGGGCUUUAGGACACAAACAUGUGUGUAUGUAUAGAACUGUUUGGUGUUCCAGGAAUGGAUGAUUCUUUGCCUUAUGGGUGCAAUCUGUCCUAGCAAGUGUCAUUCUUAACACUUGUGUACAAUUUCACUUUUUGCAUUCCAAAUGGCAUGCAAGCGUUCUAUAUUACAUUUCCCAUAAAACUGUCCUUAGCACACAGGCAAGAUCUCUCUCAAGCCACUUUU